AUGACUUUUGUCACAUUCGAUGAACUGACGAUACCUUGGCACUUCCUCUCAGUCGAAGCUCAAAAGAUGGGCUGGAGAAAAGCCAUAUUAGGGCAAUAUUUCGCAUCACCGGACGAAAAGCCAAGGAAAAAACGCUGGCUCCAACCUGAAAAAUCAACAGGAGACCUAUAUCGAAGUGUCAAUCUUGGGGGUAAAUCUUGUUGGGAGGCGAUAGGACCAGUCAGGAGAACAUUCGAGGCAUUGGCUCCCAAGAUCAAAUCGUACCUCGAUGAAAAGAGUGAUCCGGUGGAGGCACCGGUAACCUGGACGAUCUAUCUCAUUGGCUACACGCGAGAGUCUUCGCGGCCAACGGUCAUGUUUUGCUCACCGAGCAAGAUUGCGCGAAGUGCAGUCAAGAAGAUAGUUGAUGACAGUGACCUGCUUGACAAGUAUCCUGGUGUAGAAACGGGAAGCUGUUCUCGAGAAUUCCAGCACCUUGCCGAUGGUGACGAGGAUUACCCUCAUGUUAGCAGUGCCAAUCAAGGGGCAAAAGAAGAUCCUACAUCUAAGACUGAUUAUAAGGUUUUCUACAACCCAUCAGAAGUAGGACCUGGGAUGCGAAUACGUAUACGACAUUACAGCAGUAACGGGUCAUUCACCUCACGAGACGCGAGAUGUGGUGGAAUUUUAAAGCAUAAUGAAAUCUUCUACGCCUUCACUGUAGCGCAUGUGUUUGAAUCCGACCAGAAUGUCGAGGAGCCGCUGUCAGAUUUGUCAGACUCGGAAGCUUUCGAAUUUGAGUUAGAUCAACAUAGUGACUCAGAGAGCGAGGAUGAGAUGGCUGAGAUAACCAGUCGCGGAAGCACAACCCCCGACAUGAAAAGCCAUGAUGCAGAGGCACGUUCAAUCUCCUCAGCUGAAAGUACAACGUCGAUAUUAGAGAUUUCGGAGACUGCUCAGUUGAUGAAAGAGAUAGGCCACAAGGACGGCACCAGCGCUAUAUCGGAGCCUAUUUUCCAAGCCUUGUCGACAAGUCAAAAAAAGGACGACGUAUAUUCGCAGUAUCUUGGUACAGCCACCAUAUUUGGACGAAACCAACUUGAUUUCUCACUUAUUCACAUUGAUCCUUCCCAAAUUGAGAUUUUUGGGAACUUCUAUCUCCGCUCGUGGCCUAAACCCGCCUUGGAUUAUGUCAGUAUACGAAACGAUACCGAGGUUCUGAUAUUGAACCAAUCACAGACACCACUUCGUGGGAAACUUUGCCGUACUCCAACGUUCAUGAUACUACCUGGGAGUUCUAUCAGCCAGCAAGUGUUGACGGUACGCUCACAAACGCCUCUAAUAUUGGGCGACUGUGGCUCGUGGGUAAUUGACCCUGUGCAUGGAGCCAUCUAUGGACAUGUUGUGGCAGGAAGUGGAAGUUCGCAGAUCGCUUAUGCCAUACCAUUUCGCAUGGUGUUGUCAGAAUUGCGAGAACGUUUUGAAUAUGAGUGGUACAUAAGUGAGCCACGUCAGCAUCAACCACCCCUCUCUUAUUUAACUGAGCAAACCGGUGUCGAAAAGAGUAUGCUGUUAUCCGAGAGGGCCAAUAGGUUCUCAGAUGGAAAUCCACAAUUUCAAGCCUCCUCUACAAGCAACAACAUUCCGGUGGGCUUAGAUAUGAAUUCAAGUUCGAUUCCGAGUUCCAAUAUCGUGCAGCGGUCCAAGUUAUCUGUAUUUAACCCUUGGUUAGUAGAAAAAUAUCGAACGUUGGCGGUCUUGAUAUUAAUGUGGACAACUUUUGCAUUUUUAAUGUUUCUAUCGGUGUUUUUUCCCAUUAAUCAUUCAGGACCAAUCACUAAAGAGGCCUAUACUCAUCUAGUUUCUACCGUACUAGUUUUAAGUUUCGUCAAGGUGUGGAACUUUAUCAACCCGCUCCAGGUAUCGAUUUACCCAGACGGACGAGACUUCUUGUCUCCGCUUCGAGGAAGGACGAUAUUUGGAAUAGCACCGAUUGAUUACAUUGAGCGGAAGUGGGCAGAUUCUUUACAUGAAUCGAAAUCUGAAAACGUCGAAAAAAGUACAUCUGACGGAAUUGAAAGGAAGGAAAACGAUGCUUUGGUGAUGGAUGCUGAAACUAAGAAGGAGUUGAAGAAGGAAACAGCACCUUUCUGGGGUAAUUGCUUGUACUGGUAUACAGUGGGAUCUAUUUUUGGUCUCGCGGUUACUUUCUUUUUGAUUGUUGGGAUGAUUUCCGGAGUCGAGGUUGAGGCGUGUCUGAUGUUAUUGACGAGCAUUUGUCUUUUUUCUUUGAAUGCUGCCCCUAGAAAAACGCAAGCAUGGUGCGCUAUAGAGAAGGGAGUGAAGCAGGGCUUGGAAGCUAGUGGUUAG
This is a messenger RNA of Glarea lozoyensis ATCC 20868, 2349 nucleotides long. RefSeq lists its product as uncharacterized. NCBI's taxonomy places the organism in Eukaryota, Fungi, Ascomycota, Leotiomycetes, Helotiales, Helotiaceae. Bases 1 to 2349 code for a protein of 782 amino acids. The transcript is spliced from 4 exons. The record is from RefSeq and is a predicted model, not a curated record.